Drosophila hydei is the source of this 3190-nucleotide messenger RNA. It is a transcript of the gene slim, whose product is annotated as kelch domain-containing protein 10 homolog. Bases 584 to 2413 code for a protein of 609 amino acids. The record is from RefSeq and is a predicted model, not a curated record. The transcript is spliced from 3 exons. Gene Ontology annotation, biological process: positive regulation of stress-activated MAPK cascade. Gene Ontology annotation, molecular function: protein binding. Lineage: Eukaryota; Metazoa; Arthropoda; Insecta; Diptera; Drosophilidae.
AAAAUUUGGAACACAAUCUGCUUUAAGAUAUAUUUUGGAUUUUAUUGUGUUACUUGAACUGCAGCUGAAAUGUCGUGUGUGUGCAGUGCUUAAGCAUAAUCAUAUGUGCAAUAACAUCAACAAAAACGAGAAACAAAUUCACAAAAAAAAAAACUUACGAACGCCAUCUACCUGGAAAUUUUAACAAAUAUUUAGCAAAUAAAAAUUGAGUGCUUAGGUAGUGCGUAUAUUUUUCAACAUUCACAAUCAUAAAAUACAUACAAACAUACCUAUAUAUACAUAACGUAACAUGUGUGAGCGCGAGUGAGAGCAAAACGUCAACAUGACAGCAACAACAACAACAACAAUAGCAACAGCAGAGUAAUAAAGAGAGAGAAAGAUAGACAGAGAGAGAGAGAGAGCCCCUAGCCAGCUGUGCAGGUCGUCGUGGUCGAUUUCUGUUUUUAGGCUCCCCCAAUAAGGAACAAAAUUUUUCAGUCAAAAUUUUGUUAUUUAUAUUGAGCUGCGGCUAAGCGAUUGUCAUAGAAUAAAUAUUAUCUAAAAAAUUGUUCGUUAUUGAAUUAAGGUUGUAAUACAAAUUGUUAUGCACAUAUUCAAUCUGUACAAACUGAAGUGCAUCAUUUUACACACGCUGCGUCAUACUUGGACUUGGACAUUCGUUGUAUUUGUCGCCAAGCUACUCAAUAAUUGGCGUUGGAAAGCGAUAAAUCGCCAGGAGCAGCCCCAGCUCCAUAAUAACAACAAUAAUAACGUGAUGGAACAAGAAGUCCAAGACGAUGCGCCGGAAGCGCCAGAGCAACAUCAGCAGGAGCAGCAACUCGAUGAGAAUCAGGCCGAGUAUGCCAUGAUCAAUGCAAUUAUUGCAGACGAGCCAAUGGAUGCCAGCGAUGUGGAGAACGAAGAUGCUGAUGACGACAUAGACAUCGAUGACGAGGACGGUGAUGUCGAUGACGAUGAGAACGAUGUUAGCGACGAAGAUGAAUCUGAUCCCGAAUUGGAGGAAAUGUAUUCCGAUAACGAUUGGACAACAUCGAACGAUGAGAGCGAAAUGUCGACAACCACAUCGAAUGUCGGACUGGGACCGUUUGAGCCCAUUAUACCACUGUCCACGCGACCAAUGUACAGCUUCCAGCCAGCGCGUUUGAUCAAGUGCCAGUUUAAGGAUAAGCAUUGCAUUGGAGGCUUUCCAUUAGGACGCAGUGGUCAUCGUAUUAUUGCAUCCAAAUCGCAUCUCUAUUCGCUUGGUGGUUAUAAUCCGCGCAGUGCACUGACGGCCGCCAGGCGCGGCAGGUGCCUGCUCUUCCAGGAGCUCUGGAGCUACAAUUUCGCAACAAAUCACUGGUCAUUGGAACUAAACGCGGACAACGCCAGCAAUAUGCCAACUGAGCUAGCUUCCAAUGCGCUUGCCAUUCACAACGAUGUGCUGAUUUCACAUGGCGGUACAGGGUAUCCCUUUGGUGAGUCCUGUUCGAAUGAUUGCUACGUGUACCGUACGAACGAUGGCAACGCUGGCGUCGAACGCUUGAAAGUUAGUGGCGAUCUGCCCACGGCGCAGUAUGGACCUGGCAUUGUUAUACAUAAGCACUAUUUGUAUACGAUUGGUGGAACGACGGGCUUCGAUUAUUCCUGUGAUGUUUAUCGCUUGGAUUUGCGCACCAAGGUGUGGGAGAACGUUUACAUCUGCCGGCCAGAGAUGCGCGACGAUCCAGAGGGGCGCUAUCGACAUGAGGUCGUCUACGACGGCAAGCAUAUCUUUGUGCUAGGUGGCGGCACCUCGAAUUCAGUAUACGAUCUACAGCGUAUACCGGCCUAUAAUCUGGAUGCAAAUAGCUGGGAUUACUUUGAUACGCAACCGGAUCGAAAGAGCGGAGCAUGGAGCCAAAACGACAAGGGCUAUCCGAGACCGCGCAAAUGCUUCUCCUGUGUGCAGCAUCAGUCAUCCAAUGGCGACAUUGAGGCUUUUAUCACUGGUGGUCUGCAGGGCGACUUUUCGACCUAUUUCUCAGACAUAUGGAAGCUGAAUUUGCGCACUAAACAAUGGUCCAUCAUACAGACGGCCAGCUUGCCUCGUCCGUUGUAUUUCCACUCGGCAGCGCAUUCAGACAAUGGUUGCAUGUACAUUUUUGGCGGCAUCGAGUACAACGACAAGGAGACAUUGAAGCGUCGCAAUGAUCUCUACAAAAUGUGGAUGACCAUACCAAAGUUAAGUGAAAUCUGCUGGGAUGCCAUUACCUACUACAAUGAUAAUUUGGAUCUGUACGAUCGCAAGGCUCUGCUAAGUGCUGGCAUACCCAAGAGUUUUACGGAACGCCUGCCGCCACAACGUCUCUUAACGGAGAAGGGUGAACCAGGCUCGACUAUAAUGACAUCCUUGUACUCAAUUCCGAAACGUGCCCGAUCCCAAAUGCAAUAAUUGGCUAGCAUCAGCAAAUGAGCUUUAAAUCCCAAUCCCUGCCCAAAAAAAUAAAGUUGUGAAUUGAGAUUAUGGCGUGAGUGAUUGUCCCUGUGGUGGAGUUAUGUUUCGUUGUUUUUUUCUUUUUUGGUUCAAAUCAAAGAAAAAAAAAUCAAGUUCAAGAAAAAAAAUUUAGUUUUGUGAGCGCGCGCUGUGAUCGAAUACGAAGGACAUUUAUAUUUAUAUAUACAUAAUGUGUAUUUUGAUAUUUCGUAGAGUCGAGGAAAGGCGAAACAUGUUUUAUUUAGCAUGUAAAUAAGACGUAAAUAUAGUUUAGUUUAGGCAGGAGGCAAAUUUCUAUGGGAUAUAUCUUUCGAACAAUAACCGGAAUAAUAAAACAAAACAAAACCAGAGUCCAGCGCACACAAACCAAUUAAAUACCCUAUAAACAUUUACUUAUACUCUAUAAAUAUAUAAUACCAGUAUAAUCCUUCAAGUAUUGCUCUGCUCCUCUCACUCACACAAACACACACACACCAAGCAACACCUGCACCACUCACUUCCCUGAAGGCUACACCAAACAAUCUCAUAUAGAGGAAGUAUGUGCCAAGAGGCAAUUAGUUCAUAGAGAACCUUUUAGCCAAUGUUCUCUAGAAACUAUCCAAUUAAGCAAUUUACAUACUUCCAAUGUAUUUUUUUUGUUAAAGUGUACAUAAUAUUUAGAUAUAUAGUUAUAUUUAAUUUAAUAUUUAAGAUUUGCGUCUUUAUUGUGGCACCUUGGCCCAACAUUUAAACAAA